Messenger RNA from Oikopleura dioica, 423 nucleotides. Lineage: Eukaryota; Metazoa; Chordata; Appendicularia; Copelata; Oikopleuridae. The record is from the annotation of a GenBank genome assembly.
AUGAUACUGUUGUUUCGAAAUCGGGUUCAACCUACAAGCAGAAGAUAUCUCUCCGUCUCCAUCCCAUUUCUUAAUCCCUACUCGAUCCUCGGAAUCACACCUGGUGCCUCCAAAAAAGAAGUCAAAAACGCCUACCGAAAAAAGGCAAAAGAAUGCCACCCAGAUCUGCAUCCCGGCGACGAGAAGAAAGCCGCCGAGUUUAUAAAAGUUCAAGAAGCAUAUGAAAGCAUACAAAACGGAACUGCCUCGACAGCUGGUGCUUCACCCGGAUCAUCAACGAGCCAGAGGAUGAGGGAACAAAAGAGCUGGGCCGAUAGGGGAUUCGGAAGUCAGCAACAGCGAGAAGGCUUCGAUUUUGAGUAUAAUUAUAGACAGAGGAUGAAGGCGAGAGCAGAAUGGGAGAGGGAUAGGUUUCUUGAAUGA